Chanos chanos (milkfish) is the source of this 1823-nucleotide messenger RNA. It is a transcript of the gene ears2, whose product is annotated as glutamyl-tRNA synthetase 2, mitochondrial. The transcript has 8 exons. The record is from RefSeq and is a predicted model, not a curated record. Gene Ontology annotation, biological process: glutamyl-tRNA aminoacylation. Lineage: Eukaryota; Metazoa; Chordata; Actinopteri; Gonorynchiformes; Chanidae. Gene Ontology annotation, molecular function: glutamate-tRNA ligase activity; zinc ion binding; tRNA binding. The coding region runs from base 121 to 1800 and encodes 559 amino acids. Gene Ontology annotation, cellular component: mitochondrion.
UCAACACGUUUUUUCAGUCCCCAUUUCUUAGAGUAGUUUUCUUGGACGUAUAGGUGUGUAGUUGUCAGAUGAUGUAUUUUACCAUUACACGCAUAUUACACGCGUUUGAUAACUAAGGCGAUGACUUAUUCUGUGUCAGCGGCACUGCGCUGCACUUUUCGCCUUAGCUUACUGCCCAAAGCAUACUACCAGUGUGGCGGAAUAUUCCCCUUAAAACCGCCGCACUGUUCUUCACGUGCAGAUAGAAUCAAAAUUAUUCAUACGCACUCAGGAGACUGGGGACCGCCUCCUAAGUGUGUUUGUCAUAGUCAGGACAUUCGGUCGAAUUCCACGCUGACAAAAUGCUUCUCUAACCAGCAAAGCAAAGUGAGAGUGAGGUUUGCACCGAGUCCAACUGGGUUUCUUCACCUCGGGGGACUGCGAACUGCUCUCUACAACUUCCUCUUUGCAAAGAAACAUGGAGGAACAUUUAUUCUGCGGUUAGAAGACACUGAUCGCUCCCGCCUGGUCCCGGGUGCAGCUGAUGAGAUUCAGAAUAUGUUGGAGUGGGCAGGGAUCUCUCCAGACGAGAGUCCACGAAUGGGUGGGCCUUGUGGGCCAUAUCUGCAGUCUGAUAGGCUGGAUCUAUACAGACAAGUAGCUGAUUUGCUACUGCAGAAUGGACAUGCCUACCACUGUUUCUGCUCCACACAAAGACUGGAUUUGCUAAAGAAAGAGGCACUUAGGACGGGCCAGACACCUCGGUAUGAUAAUCGCUGUCGACACCUCCGGGCAGAACAGGUCAAGGAGCGGUUAGCUCAGGGUGCCCCAUAUGUGAUUCGGUUCAAACUGGACCCUGGAGCUGAGCCAUUUGAAGACCUGGUUUUUGGCUUGAACCACCAUGAUGUGGCCCAGGUGGAGGGGGACCCUGUGAUUAUCAAGGGGGAUGGUUUCCCCACCUAUCACUUGGCCAGUGUGGUGGAUGACCACUACAUGUGUGUAAGUCACGUGCUGAGAGGCUCAGAGUGGCUGAUCUCCACAUCAAAACACCUGCUUCUCUAUCGCGCUCUGGGCUGGACUCCGCCCACUUUCGCCCAUCUGCCCCUCCUCCUGAACAGAGAUGGAACAAAGCUCUCCAAAAGACAGGGGGACAUUUUCAUACAGUCCUUCAUCCAGCAGGGGGCGCUGCCUGAGGCACUGUUAGACAUGAUCACUCACACUGGAUCUGGCUUCUCCAGUAAUCGGAUUGGACGUAAGCUUGAUGAGUUAAUAAAUGAAUUUGACACUUCAAAAAUUACAACCCAUUCGGCCUUGCUGGAUUUGGAAAAACUUCCAGAGUUUAACCGAAUUCAUUUGCAGCACAGAAUUGACGAUGAGGAACAGUGCUGCCAUCUGGUGGAUGAGCUGAGAUGUUACAUCACUCAGACCUUUGGAGCACAGAUUCAGGAAGAAGACAUUUUGAAUCAUGACUACAUACAACAAGUUCUUCACCUCCGCAAGGGUCAUAUCUCUUCGGUACUGGACUUGGUCAGUCCUCAGUACUCUUAUCUGUGGGUUCGUCCCUGUGUGUCCCGGCAGCAGCUGCUGGAUCUGAGCCCUGAGGCCCUUUCUGUGGCUAAACUUGUCAUACAGUUGAUGGAGAGCCAUGGGAGGCAGUUAAAUAUCGAGUCUCUGAGUGUGGAGCUGAAAGAUUUAGUGAAGAAAAUGAAAACAACUAAAUACAGUGCGGUGAUGAAGGUCCUGAGGCUGGCCCUGAGUGGACAGAAGGUAGCAGACGCUUACUCUCAUGAGUUCAGAUUCAUUUUACAGCUGUCAGCAUGAACUGGUUCAGGAUUAGAUGUGGA